Alnus glutinosa is the source of this 1679-nucleotide messenger RNA. RefSeq names its product hydroxycinnamoyl-CoA:piscidic acid hydroxycinnamoyltransferase-like. Gene Ontology annotation, molecular function: acyltransferase activity, transferring groups other than amino-acyl groups. The record is from RefSeq and is a predicted model, not a curated record. Bases 6 to 1385 code for a protein of 459 amino acids. The transcript has 4 exons. Lineage: Eukaryota; Viridiplantae; Streptophyta; Magnoliopsida; Fagales; Betulaceae.
CAAAAAUGAUAACCAUCAAAUCUGCUUCCAUAAUCGUUCCAAGCGAGCCUACCCCAAAUGGGAUAUUAUGGUUAUCAGAGAGCGACCAAAUGAUGCAGUGCAGUCACGAACCCCUCAUCUCUAUUUACAAACCCAACAACAAUAACGAUGAUAUCAUCCUUCCAUUUUCGUCUGAGACAAUGAAAGUUUCUCUAAGCCGUGCAUUGGUUCACUACUACCCACUAGCCGGCCGGCUACGGUCGGCCGAUGGGGGCCGGUUCGAACUCGUUUGCAAUGCCAUGGGAGCGAAACUAUUGGAAGCAUACUCUGAAGCAGAAGUGGCUGAUCUUGGUGAUUUUGCACCAACCGAGGCGCACCAAGACCUUGUCCCAAAGAUUGAUUACAGAACUCCGAUUGAGGAGUGGCCGUUGUUGUUGGUGCAACUGACAAGAUUUCGUUGUGGUGGCUUUUGUGUUGGAACAGCCAUAUGCCACACUGUGGUCGAUGGAUGGUCUGCAGGUACCUUUAUCAGCUCGUGGGCCAAGUUGGCUCGAGGAGACGAUCUGAGGCCUGAUGAGAUUCCGUUUCACGAUCGAACUCUCUUACGAUCACGUCAACCGGUUAUGCCUCCACGCUUUGAUCAUAGAGAGUUCUCAAAGCCUCCACUUGUAAUAGGAUCCUUGGACGCGAAGGCAGAGCAAAAGAAGAAAACUAGUGUCGCCUUGUUGAAAGUCAGUAGAAAGCAAGUCGAGGGACUGCAGAAGACGACUAAUGAGAUAUUAGAUGAUCAGACGAACUUGGUGAAACCGAUACGACCCUAUUCUCAAUAUGAGGCCAUCGCUAGCCACAUAUGGCGGUGUGCAUGUAAGGCGCGAGCAGGCGAUGACCGUCAACCAACAAGAGUUCGCAUCGCAGUCGACGUCCGCAACCGGAUGAAGCCACCUCUUCCUCGACGAUACUUUGGCAAUGCAGUUUUCAUUACAGUGACAUCGACAUGUCUUUAUGGCGAGCUCUUGUCCAAGCCAUUGAGCUAUGCUGCUGGAAUUAUUAGGGAAGCAGCUGAGAGAAUGACAGAUGAGUACAUAAGGUCUGCUCUUGAUUUCAUGACAAGUCAGGAGCAAGUGGGUUCAUUGAGGAUCAACUUUAGCGUCCAGGGAAACACAGAAGCAUUAUCUUUCCCGGGGAACCCCAACCUUGUGAUUCCGAGCUGGGUAAAGUUGCCUCUUUAUGGCACAGAUUUUGGCUGGGGAAAGCCUGUGUACGUUGGUCCGGGGAUGCUAACUGUUGAAGGCAAGUCAUUGAUCAUGUCAAGUCCUGCUAGUGAUGGAUCUCUAAUCGUAGCCCUCUGUUUGCAAACGCAAUGCAUGGACUCUUUUAAAAAGUUCUUCUACGAGGAUAUGAUUUAGGAAGCCAUUUGCAAGUUGUGAUGCUUUGGAGGCAAAGGAAUGGUUUGGUGCAUCACAAUACUCCUCGGUCUGAGGAAUCCAUUCUAGCACAGAUUAAAGGGAAUGUUCGUGCGAGAUUUAUGGCACAUGGCAGUUUUAAGUGCUCUAAGAAGAACUUGGAUCUUGCUGCCCGGUGGAAUAAUCAUAGCUAAUUGUUGUUUUUUGCUUGUAUUGAUUGCUGUUUUUUGGUGUUUGCUUUUAGUGCUUCUUCUUUAGCUGCAUGCUGCUAGGCGCGCGGGUUUGUUGUUCUGGGUU